AUGUCUUCCAAAAUACCAAAAACCUGCUAUCAGACUUCAUCGCCAUACGAAGAGAAAAUCGGAUAUUACCGUGCCGUGCGACACGGAAAUCAAGUCUUUGUUUCGGGAACUACAUCCGUUGAUCCUCGUUCUUCCGCUACAGCACCGCUCAUUUUGUAUCCCAACAAUGCUCGGGAACAAACACGUGCUGCUCUAGAAGAGUGCAUCCGGGCUAUCAAAGGACUCGGUGGAAAGGGCGCCCAAGAUGUAAUUCGGGUCAAAAUGUUUGUUGGUUGUCAUGACGACUGUGAAGCUGUGGGUGAAGGCUUCCGUCAGGUGUUAGGCAAGCAAAAUCACGCUGCAAGUGGGACGAUAGGAGCUGCAGCUACAAUGAUUGUAGUGAACGGUGGCUUCAUCAACAAGCAAAUGCUUGUCGAAGUUGAAGUCGAUGCUAUCAUAGAAGAGUGA
Penicillium soppii is the source of this 447-nucleotide messenger RNA. Its product is annotated as YjgH family protein. The transcript has a single exon. The coding region runs from base 1 to 447 and encodes 148 amino acids. Lineage: Eukaryota; Fungi; Ascomycota; Eurotiomycetes; Eurotiales; Aspergillaceae. The record is from RefSeq and is a predicted model, not a curated record.